Messenger RNA from Botrytis deweyae, 1692 nucleotides. RefSeq lists its product as uncharacterized. The record is from RefSeq and is a predicted model, not a curated record. Bases 1 to 1692 code for a protein of 563 amino acids. The transcript has 7 exons. Gene Ontology annotation, molecular function: CoA-ligase activity. NCBI's taxonomy places the organism in Eukaryota, Fungi, Ascomycota, Leotiomycetes, Helotiales, Sclerotiniaceae. Gene Ontology annotation, biological process: secondary metabolic process.
AUGCCCAUUUCCUCUCGUUGGCAUCUCUCCAUCCCUCCCAUCUCCCUUCCAUCCUACCUUUUCACUUCCUCCACUCAUCCGCUACCAGAUAAACCGGCGUUUAUCGACGCUGCGAAUCCUUCUAACCUUCUCACUCACUCAGAUUUCCGACUCUAUUCCCAAAGAUUAGCUGCUGGAUUAAUUAAAAAUGGAUUACAACCAGGUGAUCGAGUAUUACUCUUUUCAAGUAAUAAUCUGUUCUUUCCAGUAAUUAUCAUGGGAAUUAUUAUAGCAGGAGGAAUCUUUACAGGUGCAAACCCAGGGUUUGUGGAAAGGGAACUGGCUUAUCAACUAAGUGAUUGUGGAGCAAAGUUCCUACUUUGCGGUGAGGAAAGUUUGGAAGUCGGGAUCAAAGCAGCGGGGAAAGCGGGCUUGGGGAGGGAGAAUAUAUUUAUAUUUGAGGAUGUCAGCAAGGAUGUUGAUGGGAAAAAAGACGGAAUGGAAGGAAUAAGGAGUUGGUGGGAACUACUGGAGAGUGAGGAGGUAGGGAGAAAGUUUCAAUGGAAGGAGGAUUUUGAUCCAAAGGAAACGGUUUGUUGUUUAAAUUAUAGUUCUGGUACAACUGGUGUACCUAAGGGGGUGAUGAUAACGCAUUAUAAUUACGUUGCAAACUCGAUGCAAUAUAGACAUUUACAUGAACUUCAUCCUGAAACGCCAGAAAGAAAUAAGAAAGCAAAAUGGUUAUGUUUCCUUCCUUUGUACCAUGCAAUGGGUCAAACAAUUUUCGGAGCUGUGGCGCCUAAACGAGGUAUUCCGGUUUAUAUCAUGAAGAAAUUUGAUUUCAGGAAUUUGUUGGAAGCAGUGCAAAAGUAUAAGAUUACUUCAUUGAACAUGGUGCCUCCAAUUGUUGUUAUGCUCGUCAAAUCGCCGCUCACUAAACAAUACGAUCUUAGUAGCGUGAUUGAUAUGACAUCUGGUGCUGCACCACUCAGUGGUGAAGUGAUAGAUGCGGCAGAGAAGCUGUGGCCAAGUGGGAAAGUCAAACUUGCUCAAGGAUGGGGAAUGACUGAAGCGACUUGUUCUCUUCUAGGCUGUGAUACUCGACAUGAUCCUAUACCAAACUCAGUAGGCGAACUUAACGCCAAUUGUCAUGCGAAGAUUGUGGAUCCGGAGACAUUAGAGGAACUCAAACAAGGUGAACGGGGCGAGAUUUGGGUUCAAGCACCUAAUAUAAUGAAAGGCUAUUGGAACAAACCUUCUGCCACUCAGGAAACUCUAAUUGAUUCUCCAUCCGGCAUCUGGCUUCGUACGGGAGAUAUCGCUUACGUCGAUUCUCAAAACCAUUUCUUCAUCGUUGAUCGAAUGAAAGAACUUAUCAAAGUAAAGGGUAAUCAAGUAGCUCCUGCGGAAUUGGAAGCACUAUUACUAGAACAUCCAGAGAUUGCGGAUGCAGCCGUGAUCGGAGUAAUGAUCGGAGAUGGAGAAGUACCCAGGGCUUAUAUUGUGAAGAGUGGCGGGAGUGGAAACAGACUAAAUGCGGAAGAAGUGAUGGAAUGGGUGGAAAAGAGGACUAGCAGGUUCAAGUGGUUGAAGGGCGGUGUGGAGUUCGUAGAGACAAUUCCCAAGAAUCCAAGCGGGAAAAUAUUGAGGAAGUUAUUGAGAGAGAAAGCAAAGGAAGAGAUCAGUAAGAAUAACGUUAAAGCUCGACUUUGA